Messenger RNA from Austrofundulus limnaeus, 427 nucleotides. RefSeq names its product CMRF35-like molecule 7. Gene Ontology annotation, cellular component: plasma membrane. The coding region runs from base 48 to 395 and encodes 115 amino acids. NCBI's taxonomy places the organism in Eukaryota, Metazoa, Chordata, Actinopteri, Cyprinodontiformes, Rivulidae. The record is from RefSeq and is a predicted model, not a curated record. Gene Ontology annotation, molecular function: transmembrane signaling receptor activity. The transcript has 2 exons.
GAAAUAGUCAAGAAAACUGAGACUGAAGUACAGAUUAUUUUUAAAUAAUGAAGAUUAGAUUGAUUAUUACAAUUUUCCUUCUGGGUGGGUUGUGGGAGACUGAGGCCCUAACAGGAGACGUGGGACAAAAGGUCACGAUAAAAUGUGUUCAUUCCUACGCUGACACCAACGUCAAAUAUUUCUGCAGUGGAGCAUGUUCUGAUAGAGACGUCCUAAUAACCAGCAGGAAGCCGGACUCAAGUGGGAAAUACAGUAUAAAGGAUGAAGGAAACACUUUUUAUGUGACCAUCUCAGAUCUGAAACUGGAAGACUCUGGAACCUACUGGUGUGGAAUAGAAAGAGUUGGUGCUGACACAUUUGUUAAAGUCAUUCUUACAGUAAAACAGAGUGAGUGAAUUCAUCGCCGAAUAUUACCAGCAUACAUUAA